Molecule: messenger RNA, 4138 nt
Organism: Scomber japonicus (chub mackerel)
Lineage: Eukaryota; Metazoa; Chordata; Actinopteri; Scombriformes; Scombridae
Product: kelch-like protein 29
Exons: 15
Coding region: 307-2931 (874 amino acids)
Molecular function (GO): protein binding
Source: RefSeq, a predicted model, not a curated record
GUGACGUGCAGAGGCGAGCACAGACAGGCCACUGACCGACCAGCACACAGCCGCCACCAGUGCACAGUGUUGUUCCUCUUGCUGUAAAAUGCAACAGCAGUCUUUGCGGGAUAAAGACAGCAUUCAUACAUAAGCAGCGCCGUAGCGAAACAAGGACAAACGCCGGGGGACAGGAGCAGCCAGCGGCCGGGAGGUGUAGACGGCAAUACUCAAAAGAUCUAAUUUGUCUGUGAUGAGCAUCCCCAUCCACCAGAGACCAAAGGUACGGCCUGCCCCCGUUGUUCCCUCUGAGAGGAAGAGGAAGUGAUGUCACGCCACCACCACCGCUUUGAGAGGGACUACCGGGGACCCUGGGAGCGGAGAGACAUCCGUCCUUCUGGCCUCCACAAUGGAGGAGCCAAUCAUAGCUGUGCCUCUACAGUUGUCAAUGGCAACAACCGUCCGGGGCUCCUUCCCCUCCCCGUCAUCCCCUCCCUCCUCCCCACCCCGGUUACAGUUGCCGUGACAACAUCGAGCAGCGACAUAGCGGUCAAGCGAGGCAUCUCAACAGCAGGAUCGGUCACUCCGGCGUCAGCCAAGGUCUCUGGUCUGUCUCCUGGAGACAGCCAGACUCCCGGCCUGCUUCUGGCUCCAGGGGUGAGAUGGGGACAGACGCCCAUCAACCAGCUCACACCAUGGGAUACAGAUGAGCCCCCCACCAAGCAACAUCGAGACAGCGAGCCCACAGGUCCAACCUGGGCAGCACCGUUAGCAGCAGUGAGCCAGCCCAGUCUCCUGCCCCACACCUACGGCCUCCCCCAGCCACCCUCCUUCAACCACAGCGUGACUGUGCAGUCACCUAUCAUAGGAGUAACCCCAUCCAUCCAGGCACCAGUGCCCCCGCAACACCCCCUCAUGACUGCCCACUUCCAAAUGACGUCACAGUCGACUCAGCAGCCACCCUCGAUGGUGCUGAGCAUGCCCAGCCAGCCUCCGUACCCCUCAGCUCAGCCCACAGUUGCACCAUCCGCCCUUUCUGCCCAAGCCAACCAUGUGGUUCAUCCUAACCCUCACAGUGUGAUGGGCAACGGCCACUUAACCUCUCACCCUGGCCUCAUACAGCCCCCCACCCUGCCUCUGACCAAUGGACAGGCAGCAGCACAGGCCCAGUCCACAGCUGCAGACAAUCAGGAUGGUCUUAACGGGCUGCAAAUGCUGCGGACAGUCGGGAUGGGGAAAUACGAGUUCAGUGACCCAGGACAUCCUAAAGAGAUGUUGAAGGAGUUGAACCAACAGCGCAGAGCGAAAGAGUUUACAGACCUGAAAAUUAAUGUUGAAGGCAAAGAGUUUGAAGUCCACCAAAAUGUUCUAGCUUCCUGCAGCUUGUAUUUCAAGGACCUGGUGAAAAGGUCAUCCGGGGAGACGCGGAACGGGGAGAUGUUGGAGCUGAACAUGAGCAACAUCAGCGCAGACGUGCUAGAGCUGCUGCUUGAGUUUGUCUACACGGGCUCCCUAGUCAUCGACUCGGCCAACGCCAAGACGCUGCUGGAAGCCGCCAACAAGUUCCAGUUCAACACCUUCUGUAAAGUCUGUGUCUCCUUCCUAGAGAAACAGUUGACUGCGGCUAACUGUCUAGGGGUCCUGGCUAUGGCUGAAGCCAUGAGUUGCACGGAGCUCCACAACAUGGCCAAAGCUUUUGCACUGCAGAACUUCCCUGAGGUGGCGGGGCAGGAAGAGAUAUUGAGUGUGUCCAAGGAGGACCUUGUGGCCUAUCUGUCCAACGACAGUCUCAACACUAAGGCCGAGGAGCUGGUCUAUGAGACUGUCCUCAAAUGGAUAAAACAGGACCCCAACUCCAGAGUGCAGCAUUUGUCGGAGCUGUUGGCAGUGGUACGUCUUCCCUUCAUCCACCCGUCCUACCUGCUGAACGUAGUGGACAACGAGGAACUGAUCAAAUCGUCGGAGGCGUGUCGUGAUCUGGUCAACGAAGCCAAGCGCUACCACAUGCUGCCCCACGCACGGCAAGAUAUGCAGACACCCAGAACCCGGCCAAGACUCUCUGCUGGUGUAGCAGAGGUGAUAGUUCUGGUGGGAGGGCGUCAGGCUAUCGGAAUGAACCAGCGUUCCCUGACAGCAGUCACCUGCUUUAACCCACAGAACAGUAAGUGGUACCCGCUGGCCAGCCUGCCCUUCUACGACCGCGAGUUCUUCAAUGUCAUCUCGGCAGGAGACAACAUCUACCUGUCAGGUGGUACAGAGUCUGGUGUGAUGGUGGCUGAUGUGUGGUGCUACAUGUCCCUGCUGGACAACUGGAAUCUGGUGUCCCGGAUGACCGUAGCCCGCUGCCGACACAACAGCCUGGUAUAUGAUGGCAAACUGUACGCCAUCGGAGGACUGGGUGUAUCCGGGAACCUGGACCAUGUGGAGAGGUAUGACACCAUCACAAACCAGUGGGAGACGGUGACUCCGCUGCCUAAGCCAGUCCACUCAGCAGCAGCCACAGUGUGCGGAGGGAAGGUAUACGUGUUUGGAGGUGUGAACGAGGCCGGGCGCUCUGCGGGUGUCUUGCAGUCCUACGUACCACAGAGCAACACUUGGAGUUUCAUUGAAUCGCCCAUGAUAGAUAACAAAUACGCCCCUGCAGUGACUCUAAAUGGCUUUAUAUUCAUCCUGGGAGGGGCCUACGCUCGAGCCACCACUAUCUAUGACCCAGACAAAGGCAACAUCAAGGCUGGUCCCAACAUGAAUCACUCUCGGCAGUUCUGCAGCGCUGCGAUCCUGGAUGGAAAAAUCUAUGCCACAGGAGGGAUUGUGAGCAGUGAGGGUCCGACCCUCGGCAACAUGGAGACUUUUGACCCUUGCACCAACACUUGGACGCUCCUGCAGUCAAUGCCCUGCCCGCUCUUCAGACACGGCUGCGUGGUCAUCAAGAAGUACAUUCAGAGCGGCUGAGGGGCGGCUCAGCCACUCUUGAACACCAGCUGAGCUCCGGUUGUGUGGGACGAUGCGUUACAGCAGCUUAGGGUCAGCCGGUCGCUCCGUCAGUGACCUCUGGACUUGACGCCAGCAUCCAUCCACCGUUACCCGUCCCACCCUUCAAAAAGCCCUGUGCAGAAUGUACUCAUGUUAAACUACUCAGCCAUGUCAGGUGACGAUGCCUAACCUCCAGUACUGUAUGUUUCAUGGUAGUAGUUCAUCCUCUCAUCCAACAGGCACAGGGAACCUCUUAGUAAAUUACGAGCUUCUUUGUUUUCAGUGUCAUCAUUUCAGUUCUGUCUUUUUCCUGAUCUGUCAGCUCACCGCCUCCUUGUUUUCUUUAAUAUACUCUGACUCGGUGCAGCAUAAGCCAAUGCAGGUCCAGACUUUUGUCCCUUUUUGAGUAAAAUAGGUGUAGGUUUCAUAGUCAUUCAUUAGCGAGCUGAGUUUUGUUGUGGUGUAUGAAUGUUUUUCACUAGUGACAUCUACAGGAGGGGAGGAAAACUGAAGGAAAGUUAUCAACUGACUGUGUUCCUCUUAUCCAGUUGAUGUGAUGAGUUUCUUCUCUCUCUCUCUCUCUCUCCGCUGUAUCAGGAAGCAAAAUUCCAAAGUAAGGAUUUAUGAGGUAAUUUUAAAAACAGAUUUUGAACUCUGUGUAACUGGGCUUUUCUAAUGACAUAGGAAAAACCAUCAAAUCUGGGUCAGGUAGGGUUUAAAAUGAGGAAAAUCUGUAUUUUAUCUUUGUUAUUGUGCAAUUCCAGUUUGAUUGAGAUAUCAUCUGGACAGUGAGUGGUCUGUUUUUUUUGUUUUUUUCCCCCCCUCCUUGACUCACUCUUUUGCUCUCCGGGACAAAGAGAGAGAGUGGGAAUUCCUCCUUCCGCUGAUGUCGGAUCAGAUGUUCAAGUUGGGACAGUUCCUCCGGGGGAAAAAAAGCACAAUAAUCACCUGUGACUGUUAUCAUAGAAGUUAUUUGUUGUUUCGGGUUUUUCUCUGUCUUCUUCAUAAGUUUCCCUCCCACCUUCUUUUGUUUUAUACAAUAUGUUUCAUUGCAACCCAAAAGAGAUGUUGGGUUGAUAUUCUGUAAAUACAGGAAGGAAAUAUGUAUAUUUUAAAACCGGAAGGCAAUUCUGUAUAAAUGUUUUUAGGAAAAAGCAAAAUGAUAGGUUGGAUUCAAAAUGGUAUG